Messenger RNA from Ictalurus punctatus (channel catfish), 3535 nucleotides. It is a transcript of the gene hhla2a.1, whose product is annotated as HERV-H LTR-associating 2a, tandem duplicate 1. Gene Ontology annotation, cellular component: external side of plasma membrane. The transcript has 7 exons. Lineage: Eukaryota; Metazoa; Chordata; Actinopteri; Siluriformes; Ictaluridae. The record is from RefSeq and is a predicted model, not a curated record. Gene Ontology annotation, biological process: cellular response to lipopolysaccharide; T cell costimulation; positive regulation of T cell proliferation. Bases 378 to 1598 code for a protein of 406 amino acids.
AACAAGAGAUACAGUUAAGAAAUAAUCAUAAAUAGUACACACUUAAUAUCUACAGUCAAAUGGUCUUCACAGGGUGUGUCAACCUGCCUCUGUCUGUGGCUCACAUUCAAACACUCCUCUGACUCACAGCUUCACAGUCAAGUCAUUGGCUACACCUCUUUUUUAGCUUCACAGAGGCAGGAGCCUUGGUGACUGAAUCUAUUGUUUGUCUGCUGCUCCACUCAGGUGAAUCUGGGAUUUUCAAACAGCAUUUUCUACUCCGUUUACUCAGAGGACAGGUUCAGGUUACAUUUCAUUGAGAGAACCUUUUUUGAUAACCCUUUUUCUCUCCAUCCAACUUUCCAUUCUCCCACUAACAAUUUGUUAUCACACAGCAUAUGCAGCUGUUCAGCACAUCCAAUAAGAGUGUGUACACACUCUUUGAGAUUUACACAAUCUUUUGGAUACUUUCCUAUGGUCAAAGCAAGAUUCCAGAUGCUCAUGUCACCUGCAUCUACUCUGAAAACUGUAUCUUGCCCUGUUCCUUCCCUCCCUCUACUGAAGAGGUUGUUUUUCAAUGGUACAAACAGGGUACACUGAUAUACAGUUUCUUGGAGGAUGAAGAUGAAUCUCAUAACAGCAACAUUUCAGUGUUUACUGAUGAAGUGUCACAUGGCAAUGCCUCCCUUCUUUUGGAGGACAGCAGUAUAAAGAGCCGAGGGCGCUAUAAAUGUGUGGUUAAUACCACCAAGGCUGUUCAGGAGUCUGAUGUCAUAGUCAAGGUUGAAGCUCCUAUAAAGGGGAUUGCCAUCAGGGUCAGUCCCACUGAGAAUGUGCAGUGCUCUUCACAUGGUGUGUACCCUGCUCCACUGCUUAAGUGGUCUACAGUGCCAAGCUUUGCUCCCACUUCCCUGCAAGCUGUCACUCGAAUAAGUGCAGAUUCAAAUGACCUGUAUAGUAUAGAGAGUACACUAAAGAAAAUGAGCACAAACUCAAAUCUUACCUACAUCUGCAGGAUCACAUCAAAAUACAGCUCACAGUCUUGGAGAGCCUCACUGCUUCAGACAGAAAUGGCUGUAAAUUAUGGGCAACCCCUGGUCAUUCCAUGCAUGGCUCCAAAGAAUCUUAAAAACCUCACUAUCAAUUGGACUUUCAUAAGCAUGAACAUGCACACCGACAUCCUGACCUAUUACAGUCGAACUCACAGGGUCAAAAACCACUGGGAUGACCAGGCAGAAUUGGAUCUGAACAAGACUCUGAUGGGAGAUGGAUCGCUUUACUUAAACAAUUUAGAAUCAAAGCAUUCUGGGACAUAUACAUGCACAUUCACAGGUUCCCAGGUCAAAUACAUAGUUCAAACCUUAGUCAAAAUCGGUGCUUCCAAGGCAGUUUCACAGACAGGUAACAGUGGGUCCAAGCUGUGGGUGCUGGCCAUCAUAGUAGCUGCUCUAGUGCUCCUCUGUGUCAUUUUCUAUAUAUACAGAAAAUGCAAAGUAGGUAAGUCUAAACAUUCUGGGCAAGACCACCAACAAGACACAGAGAUGCAGGCUAUGCAUGAAGGCAAUUUAGUGGAUGAGUUACCAGCAGAAAACAAACCACUUGCAGAGCACAAUAAAUGAGACUUUUAUCUAUAGAAAAGGGUUGGGGAGUUAAGAAAAGGGCAAAUGCACACACAAAGGACAUGCUGUACAGUAAUGAACUCAGUGGCAUUCAUUUUGUGCAGUACCAGGUUAAGUAUGCUGUGUAUGUACUGUAGUACAUGUAGGGGAAGAUCCUUUAAACUGAGCAAAUAAUAUUUCAAAAGAUUUAGAUUUUUCUUUUCUUUACCAUCUUAUAUGUCGUUAAAACCUGUGUUUAAUAAAUAUUUACAUUAAAUUUUUACUGUUUAUUUUCCAUUAAAUAAAUAAACUGUACAUACGUUUGUUAAUGGGAUAUUAGUUCCAUGGCACACAGCCAUAUUUACAGUACAUUAUCAUUCAAUCAUAGUUACUAACACAAAUAUCAGUGACUAUUGUGACUAUCAGUGAAUAUUAGUGAAAAUGUCCCUAAAAACCAUUCUAUGGCAGCACCAGCCAGGUUAUUAAAACUGUAGUUGAAAAUUUUUAAAGUUCUGUUAUAGUACCACUUUUCAUCCACUUUUUAUAUUAUUUUGUUAGGAUUUUGGACAAUAUGGAUUUUGGACUCUAGAUGGAGCUAUUCUACAUUUGUGUAUAUUAUUUUGACUUGCUUUGUUAAACCUUCAUUAUUUUUUUCACGUGUCUCUAAUUUGGACCUGUCUCUGAUUAAACCCUCCCUUUUCUAUGGAUAUGUCUCAGCCAGCUCUCUAGUUCAGCAGUUAGGGCACUGAUCAGGGAGUCAGCCAUUUUAAGGGCUGUCUCAAUUGCAAAAUCCUUUCAGUGCACUAGAACUUUUUUCCCCUAAAAAAAAAAAAUCCCACAAUGCACCACAAAAACCAGGGGGUAUCGAUGCUCACUAUGUUCCCUUACUGGAAAUGAUGUCAAAUUUUCUGAAGCCUUUCAGCUUAAAAAAAAAAAAAAAAAAAAAAAAACUUCCAGCUACAAAUAUAAGCAGGUUGAUAUCACUGUUGUAGCUCUCAAAUGAUUACUUAUGUUAGUGAUUUUUUUUUUUUACUUUGACAUAUAUACAGUUUGUUUGAGUCUAACGACUUUUAAGUGUGUAAUGAUUUCUUUAAAUCCACUAGCUUGCCUAAUUAUUACUGAAAUAUGAAAAAUAAAAAUUUUGUAUGACAUAAAACUUAAAUAUUUAAGUUUUUAAUUUUUGGAGAGUUUUUACAACAAAAGUACGUAGUCAUGUCACCGAAAAUUCAGUUAUCAGUGUCCCAAUGUGUAGUGAGCCAGGGUCCUUACCAGUGCCCAAACUCGUGUACACGAUAUACAGAUCCCAAAUCACGAUGUAUAGUGUCCCAAUCUUAGGAUGUUGAAAUGAGUAUCCCAAAGGUACCCAGAUGGUCUAUUAUUUCCAGUACAUUUUUGAAGUGUGGACUUGUGGACACUUUUUCAGCUAGUAUUGCCCAAAACUACUUGUGCUGAAUUCAACCUGCAAACAAGAGGUGUAAAUGAAAUGUGAAAAAAAAAAAAAUAAAAGGAAUGUAAAUUAAAUUAUAUAGUAUAAAUUAUAUAAGAAUUAAUGAAUGAAGAAAAACUGAAAUGCAAAGAAUUUGUUUAGGGUGACAGUGUGAGUAACUAGAUAACAACGUUCUCUUCCAUUGCAUAACGUGUUAGUAUGUACCAGUAAUUGCAUACUCUUUUGCUAUACACUCAAAUGUAUGUACUUUUUCUUCACAAAAAGAGUAUGUACCUUUUGUGCAUAGUAUAAGUAAGUGAAUUUGGAUGCAGCAAGAUCUUUUAUGAUUUUUGCCUUUUUGGUAUCUAUUGUUAUUUUUGGCUACUUUGGAUCUUUUGUGAAUUUUACCUGAUUACUUGUUUUUUUCUGGAUUUAGGAUUAAUCUGUUUAAAAGUUGGAUUGUUUUUGGAUCUCUGUUUGCUCUUUUGGUAAAACCUUUUGAAAUAAAGAUUUUUCUGUUUUUUUCUCCUUA